GGUUUUGAAAGCUCAGGGAAGAAGCAACAGAGAGAAAAUAAUAAUCCAGUGUGCCUGAAAAUGACAACAAAACGGAACUUGUUUGUGCGUUUGGUUCCAUGCCGUUGCUUGCGUGGAGAAGAAGAAACUGUGACUGCACUUGAUUACUCUCACUGCAGCCUUGAGCAGGUUCCUAAGGAAAUUUUUACUUUUGAAAAGACAUUGGAAGAACUGUAUUUAGAUGCUAAUCAAAUUGAAGAGCUUCCAAAGCAACUUUUUAAUUGUCAGUCUCUAUACAAGUUGAGUUUGCCGGACAAUGAUUUAACAACAUUGCCUGCAUCCAUAGCAAAUCUCAUUAACCUCAGGGAACUGGAUGUCAGCAAAAAUGGUAUACAGGAGUUUCCAGAAAAUAUCAAGAACUGUAAAGUUUUAGCAAUUGUUGAGGCCAGUGUAAAUCCUAUUUCAAAGCUUCCAGAUGGAUUUUCACAGUUGUUAAACCUAACACAAUUAUAUCUGAAUGAUGCUUUUCUGGAAUUUUUGCCAGCCAAUUUUGGCAGGUUAACUAAACUCCAGAUUUUAGAACUUAGAGAAAACCAGUUAAAAAUGUUGCCAAAAACCAUGAAUAGACUGACUCAGUUGGAGAGGCUAGAUCUGGGAAGUAAUGAAUUCACAGAAGUGCCUGAAGUACUUGAACAAUUAAGUGGGUUAAAAGAAUUUUGGAUGGAUGAUAACAAACUAACACUUGUUCCAGGGUUUAUGGGCAGCUUGAAGCACUUGACCUACUUGGAUAUUUCCAAAAACAAUAUUGAAACUCUUGAAGAAGGUGUUUCAGGAUGUGAAAGUUUACAAGAUCUGCUAUUAUCUAGUAAUUCACUUCAGCAGCUGCCAGAGUCCAUUGGUUGUCUAAAGAAAUUAACAGUUCUUAAAAUUGAUGAAAAUCAGUUAAUGUAUUUGCCAGAUUCCAUAGGAGGGUUAACUUCAAUUGAAGAACUGGACUGCAGCUUCAAUGAAAUUGAAACUUUGCCUUCAUCUGUUGGGCAGCUCUCUAAUAUAAGGACUUUUGCUGCAGAUCAUAAUUUUUUAACACAAUUGCCACCAGAGAUUGGAAACUGGAAAUAUGUAACUGUUUUGUUUCUUCAUUCUAAUAAACUGGAGGUUCUUCCAGAGGAAAUGGGUGAUAUGCAGAAAUUAAAAGUUAUAAAUUUAAGCGAUAAUAGAUUGAAGCAUUUGCCUUAUAGCAUUUUACAAUUGCAACAUUUGACUGCUUUGUGGUUAUCAGAUAAUCAGUCUAAACCUCUCAUUCCACUUCAAAAAGAAGUUGAUCCAGAAACACAGGAAACAGUUGUUACUAAUUAUAUGUUCCCACAACAACCAAGAUCUGAAGAUGUUAUGUUCAUAUCUGAUAACGAGAGCUUCAAUCCUUCACUGUGGGAGGAGCAAAGGAAACAGCGUGCUCAGGUGGCUUUUGAAUGUGAUGAAGAUAAAGAUGAAAGAGAGGCACCGCCUAGAGAGGGUAAUUUGAAGAGGUACCCAACACCAUACCCUGAUGAACUGAAGAAUAUGGUCAAAACUGUUCAAACAAUAGUACACAGAUUAAAAGAUGAAGAAAACACAGUUGAAACUAAUAAAGAAGCAAAGCAAGAAAGCCAGCAAGUUGCAGUAAAGGAUAUAGGAGUAAAGACUUCAGAAAUUACUCCAGUGAAAAACAAAAUGGAAAACGAGCAGAAUAUUAUGGGAAACUGUGUGCAGAAACUUAAUGAAUCAGAUGAUGAGAACAGUAUCAGAAACUCACAGGUGAACAAUCAAGUUAAAGUCACAGAAAAUGUGAAGCCAAUUGUUAACCAUGAAGAUACUCUGGAGGAAUCAGAAGAACUAUCUUCUGAUGAAGAAAUGAAAGUAGCAGAAAUGAGACCACCUCUCAUAGAAACUUCCAUUAACCAACCAAAAGUAGUAGCACUUGGCAAUAGCAAAAAAGAUGACAGUAAAGCAGUAGAUUCUUCAUCUGAUGAUCCAACCCAUAACAGCAAUCAGAAUAAUAGCAAUUGUUCCUCUCCUUCCCGAAUGUCAGAUUCAGAAUCUCUAAAUACUGACAGUAGCCAAGAAGCAUCAUUGUGUUCUCCAGACAGAGAAAUUACCAUGACUGUCAAUACCAAAAUCAGGGAAGAAGAUGAAAAUUCUAACAGUCUUUUACAAAAUGGAGAAGUAAAUGUUCUGAUAGAAGAAAAAUUGAACUCUCAAGAUAAAAUCACAAAUCUAUCUGAAUUCAGUUUAAAUAUUGAGAAGAAAUUAGCCUUACUAGAGAAAGGUGUUGAACUAAACAAUGCCACUGAUGAGUCUCAUAACUUGCAUCAGAUCAACAGGAAUAUUUGCAAAUUAGCUGAAGAGGGACUACAAUCUAAUGUAGUGAAUCAAAUAAAAUCAACAGAAAUGUCAAUUAAGGACUUGAUAAAUGACCAUAUGAAAGAAGAAAUUGAACAGUUGGAAAAUGAAAAUAAAUAUUCAAAUGUAUGUCCAGUAAAUAGUAUCAAUGGACAUUCUGAAGACAUGCCACACUCUGCAGGAAAGUCAGAGCUAAAGAGAAGUGCCACCAUUGAUACCGAUUCUUCUUCAGAAUUGUGUCUUUCAAAAAGUACUGAAGACUUGUCUCCACAGAGGAGUGGGCCAGUGGUGAAAUCCCAUAGCAUAACUAACAUGGAGACAGGUGCUCUAAAAGUCUAUGAUAUUAUAAAUGACAGUGGAUCCCAGCACGCCAAUCCUGCAAUAAAAUCAGCAGGUAUGGCUGCAGAUGGAAAAAAUAUAGUCCGGAGUAAGUCAGCUACUCUCCUAUAUGAUCAGCCAUUACAAGUGUUUCCUGGAUGUUCAUCAUCCUCUGAUUUAGUAUCUACAAAAACAGCAAUUAAAUUUGAUUUCAAUCAUAAUCCUGAAGAUACCAAUACAGUUAAAGGGCAAGGACCGAAUUCUCCACAACCAUUCGCUACCCCCCAAUAUAAUAUACAAUAUAGCAGCAAUAUUGUACCCAAAGAGUCUUUGUGGCUCCAAAAACAAAAUCCUAUAGCCGAACAAAGUUGUUUGUCCUCUCAGCGCUUACCAAGGCUGGACAGUACAGAGAGCUGUACUUCUGCAAAACAUUCAGCCAAUAUGAAUUUCUCUAACCAUAAUAAUGUUAGAGCUAGUGCUGCCUACAAUAUGCAUCAAAGGAUGGGUGGUAGACAUAUGGAAAUGUGGGCUGUUUCACCAAAUGACAGGCAUCCUUCUAGUGCAACCCGAAAUACUCUUCAGCGACAGAGUAGUGCGUCUUCUGCUGCUUCAGUUAAUGUUGAUUCUGGAUCUUCACGCCGUCCUCUGGUUUCUGAGGGGGAUUAUUUAACGUAUAGGGAUUUGCAUUCAGUGGGAAGAGUCCCACCCAAAUUGUCAGGGCAACAGAGACCUCUUUCUGCAAGAACACAUAGCAUUGAUGGACCAAAUGUAACCCGACCUCAGAGUGCCCGUCCUUCAGCAAAUGAUAUACCAGAGAGAACUAUGUCAGUCAGUGACUUCAAUUACUCAAGGACUAGUCCGUCUAAAAGAACAAAUCCAAGAGUUAAUUCUGAAUACUCUCUGAUGGAUCCUACUGGAAAAAAUAAAGUUCCUCAUGACUGGAGGGAACAAGUACUACGGCACAUAGAGGCCAAAAAGUUAGAAAAGAGCAUGCUGUCACGGUCCUUUAAUUCAAAUUAUGCUCCAGUUAGCAACUUUUACUAUGGCAGCUCUAGGGAUCUGCAUGGCAGCCAGGGCAAUGUUGCUUUGAGUGUUGCAGAUGGAAGAAGUUCUGGUGUACCUGUUCUUCGUCAUCCCCAAACAUCCAAUCCAGUAGAGGAGGAUGUAUUCAUUUCUGGACAGCAGAAUUAUUCAACUGCCACACUUGGUCUGAAAGAGGCUGUUCCAGAUACCAUUAAAAAACUUCCUGUGCAGAUACCUUUGAUGAAUGGGCAGAUGGGUCAUCCUUCAAGACCUCAGCCAAACUAUAGUCAAAUCCAUCAUGCUGGACCUCAAACUUCGGUGGCAAGACACCCUUCCAGAGAACAACUGAUUGAUUAUCUGAUGCUUAAAGUUGCCCAUCAACCUCCCUAUAAUCAGCCUCAAGGUCCAACCAGACAAUGCCAUGAGGUAUCAAAGCAAGAAAUUCGAGUAAGAAUUGAAAAAGAUCCAGAACUUGGAUUUAGUAUAUCAGGAGGAAUUGGGGGUAGAGGAAACCCCUUUAGACCAGAUGAUGAUGGUAUUUUUGUAACUAGAGUACAGCCUGAAGGACCUGCAUCAAAAUUGUUACAGCCAGGAGAUAAAAUUAUUCAGGCUAAUGGAUAUAGCUUCAUCAGUAUUGAUCAUGGGCAAGCAGUAUCUUUGCUAAAGACUUUUCAGAACACAGUGGAACUUACUAUUGUUCGAGAGCUUUCUUAAAUACUGUGGAGAAAGAGGAAAUUCUGUGUAAUUUUUGAAGGACUUGUGGAAAACUUAAUAUUUUGACUAUUUUUGUAUGCAAAACUUUUAAAACUAUGUACAGUAAUAAAAUAAUGAAUUUGUGGUUAUGGGGAAAAACCACUGUAAAGAAUAUAAAUGAAGCAGUUAAGGAAAUGCAUAUGGUAAUUAGAGCUAAAUUGUUUUAUGACAGUGUAGCAAUCAAGGAUCACUCCUCCAAGAACAAACCUGUGGUGUAUUUUGUACAGAUGGUAGGUUUAUUUUGUGGAUAAUUCAUAUACAUUAAAGAACUUUGUGUACAAGGAGCCUCCAUUGUAGCCAGUGGACAGAUGGCAGGGCUUUCUGUCCUAUAGCAGUUUUGUUGCCUUUAAUUUUUCAUUUAUUUUUAGAAUCUUCGUUGAAACCACUUUGGUAGAUAUUGAUAAGAAAUUUUAAAAGUUGGCUUUGCAAUGUGCAUAUUGUAUAGAUGAAUUGGUAGACUGAAAGUGGAGUGAUUGGAUUAAAUUAAAAGGCCAGGUAAAAGUAUGAAAUUAAAAGAAGGGGAGAGGAACUUAAUGGGAGAAUCUUUAUGUACCAAUUGAAAAAAUGCAAUAAAACAUGAAGGGUUUUUUUUUUAAGGCAGAGACAAUAAAUAUACUUACGGAAGUUCUACAGGAUUGAUUCAUAUCAAAUCCAUUGCCUGUCAUAUUCUUACAUGUAAUUUAGUUUUGAGUGUUUUUAAUCUCACUUUUUUAAAAAAAAAAAUUAUGCUAUGGAGUUGUAAAGAUACUCUCAUUACAAAAAUCCCUGGUUUUAUAUAAAAGGAUGAUUUUCUUCUGCCUUGUCUGAAAUGCUCCAUAUUCAAAUUAUUUAUAUAUUUUUUAAAAGAAACUGAAAUGGCCAGUUUUUGCUGUGUUGCCUGUAAUGUAUGAUGAUGCAUAGACACAUUCAGUUUUAACAUAUGCAUGUUCUGAAUAGAAAAGCUGUGCUCUUUUUAAGGAGGCUUAUGAUACUGAGCCAUAUGAAGAUUGGGAUGCCCCAGAAUAAAUGAUUCAGAAAGAACUCUUGAUUUUUGUUGGCCUUCGAUUGCCUUGUGAGACUAAAAGGAAAUAAUACAUAUGGAGCUAUAACCAAAGCCAGGUUAUGUGACAUUGUUGCACAGCAAUAGAAGGUUGUUCCCUAUUGUAAAGGGACAGUAUUUUGGGCCCACGAGCUUGUAUGAUCUUCUUCAAAGGGCUGUUCCUACAGGUGACAUUAAAUGUGAACUAGACACUUCAGAGUCCAUUAAAGGAUUUCUAACUAUAUUAAUGUAAGAGUGAUUUAUUACAAGCUGCCUUUUGUUCAUUAGUUGCAUAAAACAUUGGAUUAUACAUAAUUUUGUUUGUGACAAAUGUUUAUUUUCUUCAUUUUCAUGUUAUAACAGAUGAUAUUGCCUAAUUCACGAUAAUAAGUUAUACAUUGGUAUUAUGCGCCACAGAAAAGUGCCAUAGAAGAAAUAACUGUUUUUAAAAGUGAAUGAUUAACCCAUCAUUGGAAAAAAUAUUCAUUUAACUGAAAUUUUAAUAGAAAUUAAUAGUUUUAAAAAGAAAUCUAGCAAAGUACCAAUCUGUUAAAGAUUUUGCAAAAACAUACUUGAAUGGAAAAUCCACAUUGUUAGCUGACAGUAGUUUUUGAAUACCUAAACUCAAAUGAUAUUGCACUUCACUUACCAACUGAAUAUUGUAAUGCACAUAAUUCUUAAUUUUAAUUGAAAUCCUUUAACAAUUCUUUGUACAUUAACUUUAGUCGAUUUUAUUAAUAUUUACAUAGGCAUUGUUUUUUUAUAUUAGCAGAAAUGUGCUGUAUUUUGGUAAAAUUCACAUUUUCUGUAUGCUGUUAAUCUUUUAAAAAAAUAGCUCUAUGGUGACAAGCUUCAAUGUUGCUAUUUUAUUUACAGUUUAUUCAGUGACCCAUAUUCAUUACUUUUAACUAUUCAAUUUAGUCUUUUAAUAGAGAAUAUAAAAAAAACAAAAAAUCAUGAUUAUGUGAAAUAUAACUUUCAAAGCUGAAUAUGGAUUCAAUUUAUCUUUGCAUACAAGACAUAAGAAUAAAAUAUGUCCAAAUAUAUUGCAUUUUGUAUGAAAUGAGAAAUAUUCCUUAAAUUAGAAAUUCAUUUGAAUAAUUUUUGUAAAAACAUUGCCAAAUUUUUUCAUUGUUUAAAGUAACAGCGCAUUGGUGCUUAUUGUCUGUUUGCAAGGAAAUAAAAUUCUGUUUAAAGUUCUUUUGUGGGGGAAAAACAUUGUCAGAAUAUAUGUUUGGAGAAGGAUUGUUGCGAAAGAAGCUUACCCGAACAGGAAAACAUUUCUUGAAGCCCUGAAUGUUUUUUAUUUUAUAAAAAUAUAUAUCUGGAAAUUUGAUGGAAGAGGUACAGAAUGGAUCAUGUUAUCAAUUCAGGUUUUUUUUUUGUAACAGUUCUUUAAAGAAUCAGUUCAAGCGAAUUUUUUGGAAAAAUUCCCACAUAUUUAUUGUGUAAAUAUUUUUUUUACUAUUUUUGACUGGAGUUUAAAAAUGUGUACAUACUUGAACACAUCUGUGAACACAAUCAUAGCAAUAAGGGACACACAGAACCAAGCCUUUAUCAUUAAUUUGCUGUAUACUACUUUUUAAAAUAACUAUUCCCUUGUCGGCCGCUCUGUAAUGUUUUUAUUGAUCAGCAUUUAUUCAGCAUUCCAGUUUUUUUUGUAUAUAAUUAAAUUGUUUCUGGAUAACACAUGAAAAGAAUAGAUAAUAAACUAAUGCUCUUUAAA
Molecule: messenger RNA, 7196 nt
Organism: Protobothrops mucrosquamatus (brown spotted pit viper)
Lineage: Eukaryota; Metazoa; Chordata; Lepidosauria; Squamata; Viperidae
Gene: ERBIN
Product: erbb2 interacting protein
Exons: 26
Coding region: 61-4413 (1450 amino acids)
Biological process (GO): neurotransmitter receptor transport, endosome to postsynaptic membrane; neurotransmitter receptor transport postsynaptic membrane to endosome
Cellular component (GO): adherens junction; postsynaptic density; postsynaptic membrane
Molecular function (GO): protein binding
Source: RefSeq, a predicted model, not a curated record